AUUCCCCAAUACGGUUCCCGUUCAAGUAAGGGGCCUUUUUAUCCUCUCUCUGAACUUUGGACGGUCCGUCCAAAACCCUAAGCCUAGCCAUCUCCGGCCCUCUCUCUCUCCCUUGCACGAGCCAUGGGGUUGCUAUCCUGGUGGAAGGGAAAGGGCGCGCCGUCGCCUGCACCGCCACCGGCGGCGAAGGGCGACGCGAGGGUCCCCGGCAGCAGGAAACCGACGGCACCGGCGGAGGAGGCCCCCGGGAUGAACGGGGCGGUGGAGGUGCGGCGUCCGUUGGACGUGACGGUGUUCGAGUUUGGUUCGGCGUCGGCCUCCGGCGACAACGUGACGCUGGCCGGGUACUGCCCGGUCUCCGACGAGCUCGAGCCCUGUCGGUGGGAGAUCAUCCCGGCCGCCGGGUCCGACGCCCCUCAGUUCCGGAUAGUCUUCUGAUUGUUGGUACAUCUUGAAAAAGGACUCAGAAUUCUAUCUCUUUUUUAAUGGAAAAAGAAUGUGAAAUUUUAAGAUUACUGACGAUGAUUUGUGCAUAAGGAUACGUAGUUUGUGGGUCAAAUUGUUAGGGUUUCCUUCUUUGGUGAUGCGAAAUUCGAUUUUGGCUUGAUUUUUAUUAAAUCUUUCUUAACUGAUGGACCAAUUUCUUGAAAAUAUGAAACUUUGCGUUGUUCGACUUAA
This is a messenger RNA of Phoenix dactylifera (date palm), 678 nucleotides long. The record is from RefSeq and is a predicted model, not a curated record. Lineage: Eukaryota; Viridiplantae; Streptophyta; Magnoliopsida; Arecales; Arecaceae.